AUCUAAACAGACUUAAAAUAACUACUUAAUUUAAAAGGAAAUGUAACUAUUUCAAUGAAAUUCAAGCUCUACGUGAUCAAUUAUAAGUGUACACACUUCAGAAAUUGGAACAUAGUAUAGAUUAUUCAGAAAUGAAGCUCUUCGUUGCAUUUUUGCUUUUUGUCGCCUCAACUGCGGCGAAAUUUGCAGAAUCCGAGGUAGAUUUGUGGAGCAAAUUCAAGAAUGAUCACAACAGAAUAUACCAAUCCUGGCAAGAAGAAUCGCUAAGAUUCGAUAUUUUCAAAGCUAACGUUCGAAUGAUCAAUGAACACAAUGCGAAAUACGAGAAAGGCGAGUCCACUUACUUCAUGGGAAUUAACAAAUUCACAGAUAAGACUGCCGACGAACUAACGAGGAUUUAUCUGACAAACGUGCAGCCGCCGACUCGAAGAGACGAAGUCGAUUUAUCUCACGUCACCGACGUACCAGACCAGAAAAAUUGGACCUCUCUGGGCGUCGUCACCGUACCCAAAGAUCAGGGAAGUUGCGGUUGUUGCUACGCCUUCGCUUCCGUAGCAGCAAUCGAAAGCGCCAACGCAAUAACCAACUACGUACUAAGGAAUCUAAGCGUCCAGCAAGUUCUCGACUGCUCCUACAAAACGUAUAUAAACGAAGGAUGCUCAGGUGGCAUCAUAGAAGGUUCAAUCCACUACGCCAUGGACCACGGUCUGGUAUCCGAGGAAUCUUAUCCAUACAGAUUCGGCCAGUAUUAUUGUUUGGUCAAAGAAGAUCUGGCCGUGGUGUCAGUGGAAAAUUACAAAAACGUAGCGCCCGAUGAAGAUCAGUUGAAGGCCGCUGUGGGUACAAUCGGUCCUGUUGCAGCUUGCGCAGUAGCCGAUGACAGUUGGUUCCACUACGCUGGCGGGAUAAUCGAUGGGGUAUGCCCGGAUAAUAAAGCAACUAACCACGUAGUCCUAGUGGCCGGAUAUGGUACUGAAAACGGCACAGAUUACUGGUACUUGAAGAACUCGUGGGGAGCCGAUUGGGGUUUGAACGGCUAUUUGAAAGUACGCAGGAACCACAACAAUGCUUACUGUUUAGCAACUUACACAGCUUAUCCUAUUCUGAAAAGUAUUCAUUAAUUAGUCUUAAUUAAGUAAGUACUCAAAUUUUAGGGUUAAGUUAUGAACGUAAUUAAAUAAACUAGUUAUGCACGAGCAAUUUCUUAUUAUUUCA
Messenger RNA from Phyllotreta striolata, 1215 nucleotides. NCBI's taxonomy places the organism in Eukaryota, Metazoa, Arthropoda, Insecta, Coleoptera, Chrysomelidae. The record is from the annotation of a GenBank genome assembly.